Messenger RNA from Myxocyprinus asiaticus (Chinese sucker), 3964 nucleotides. Its product is annotated as transcription factor AP-2-epsilon. Bases 101 to 1387 code for a protein of 428 amino acids. Gene Ontology annotation, molecular function: DNA-binding transcription factor activity, RNA polymerase II-specific; RNA polymerase II transcription regulatory region sequence-specific DNA binding. The transcript is spliced from 7 exons. Gene Ontology annotation, cellular component: nucleus. Gene Ontology annotation, biological process: regulation of transcription by RNA polymerase II; anatomical structure development; regulation of cell population proliferation. The record is from RefSeq and is a predicted model, not a curated record. NCBI's taxonomy places the organism in Eukaryota, Metazoa, Chordata, Actinopteri, Cypriniformes, Catostomidae.
GGAUCAAGCACAUUUAUGAGAAAACUUGGGCGUUUUAUUAUCUGAUAGAUUUAAGGAAGACAAGUCAACGUACAAAAGAGUAUAUUGGAGCUGUUUCCAGAUGUUAGUCCACACCUACUCGACCAUGGACCGUGCAGACGGAUUGUCGAGCUCCUCUCCGAGCGGCCGUCUCUCUCAGCUCUCCUCGCUGAACCAGGCUGCCUAUUCCUCGGCUCCCCCUCUCUGCCACACUCCGGCCUCCGACUUCCAGCCGCCCUACUUUCCACCUCCAUACCCCCAGUCCUCUCUCUCUUACUCCCAGAGUCAAGACACCGGAUACCCGCACUUACCGGACCCCUAUCCGUCCAUCAACUCGCUCCAUCAUCACCAGCAGGCAGCGUGGCAUUCUCAGCGCUCGCGCUCAGAGGACGCGGGGCUUCUGUCUCAGUCACACCGGGCGCUGAGCUUAGACCCGCGGCGGGAGUAUCCGGGCGUACCGCGGCUGCUCCAUCAUCAUGGACUGGGUGAAGGAGCAGCAGCGCUGGGUGAGGGCCCUCUGGGAAUGCACGCAGUGGGUCAUCACGGUCUGGACGACAUUCAGGGGAUGGAGGAAGCAUCAGCUUUGGGAAUCCUGGACCAUUCUGUUAUCAAGAAAGUUCCUGUCCCUUCUAAGCUAAAUGGCUCAGUGGUCUCUGCCUUGUCUCUCACUAAAGAGGGGCUCGGCUUGGGGUGUGUGUCCAACCCUGCUGAAGUUUUCUGCUCUGUUCCUGGUCGCCUGUCCCUCCUUAGCUCCACCUCCAAGUACAAGGUCACAGUUGGAGAGGUGCAGAGACGUCUAGCCCCACCUGAGUGCCUCAAUGCCUCGCUGCUUGGAGGAGUCCUGCGCAGAGCCAAAUCAAAAAAUGGAGGCCGUUGUCUGCGAGAGCGUCUAGAGAAGAUCGGUCUCAACCUGCCCGCCGGUCGGCGAAAGGCAGCCAAUGUCACACUCCUCACAGCUCUGGUGGAAGGUGAGGCAGUUCACCUCGCACGGGACUUUGGGUAUGUGUGUGAGACUGAGUUUCCCGCCCGGGCCACAGCAGAGUAUCUGUGCAGACAGACAGACCCAGAUCAGUUGCCAACACGACGCAGUAUGCUGCUGGCCACAAAGGAGAUCUGCAAGGAAUUUGUGGACCUGAUGUCCCAGGACAGGUCGCCGUUGGGAGGCAGUCGCCCCACCCCCUGCCUGGAGCCCGGGGUGCAGAGCAGCCUGACCCACUUCAGUCUCCUCACCCAUGGUUUUGGCACACACGCCAUCUGCGCCGCUCUGUCGGCCUUUCAGAGUUACUUGCUAGAGGCCCUAAAACUGCUGGAUAAAGGAGAGGGAGGAGGGAAGGGCCACCACGACAAGGAACUGAAGCACCGUAAAUGAACAAUUCAGAGAGAGACAGUCCUCCCUCAAUUUUAGGAGUGUAUUUAUGUGUAUGAAUGUGUGCGUGUCUGCCAAUUCAUGUGCAGCAUCUCGCUGCUGGGUUCAGAUUUCAGUCCUCCACAAGAUUUCCAGACACAAGCUUGUACGGACUGGUUUCAUUUGUCUCUGAUGAAAUCUGGGGUCUUCUGAGAGAUGCAGAAGAUGCCACAAUUCUUGAUAUAUGCCACAUGUGGACCACAAACUCCCUCUGGAUCUUAGGUGAUGAGAUGACUGACUUAUAUGGGGCCUACAUGGGUUUCUCUAUGUGUUCUCUGGAGACCGCAGCCUAGAAACCAAUCAAAUGAAAAGAAAGAUGGUAGAGACAUUUAAGAUUGGGGGUGGCAAAGUAAAUUAGGUUUUGACAAAUUCAUUUGAAAAUCUCAUUUUGUACUUGUACAUGUUGUAUGUUUAUUAUCAAUGUUACUGUUAUUCCUAUUGCUGUGUUGCAAUGUAAAUGUAAUAUAUUAUUAAAGCAAAACAAAAAAAUGAAUGCAACUGCCUUAGAACGUGAAUCUUAAACAUGCAGUGGGGUCCAAAAGUCUGAGGCCACAUCCACACUAAUUCGUUUUCAGUUAUCUAACAUCCUAUUUUCUCAAAGCAUUUUAAAAAAAAACCUCAAUUUCGAAAACGUUGUUCCAGUGUGGAUGAGGUGUAAAUGUAGCUAAAACAAUUCAUUUUUACAAUGCAUUAAUACACGAAAAUAUAUUAGUGUGGACGUGGCCUGAGACCAUGAGUGAAAAUAUUCUAUUUUGCAUCAUUCUAAUUUAAUACUAAAUAUUUAUUCAGAAAUUAUAUUAUCAGCAUAACAAAUUGAGUGAGAAGUGUAACUGAAAAUGUGAGUAAAUUUUAGAACUUCCUCAGAUUUGUUUUGUCCAGUGGCAUAGACAAUGAUGGGCCUGGGCGCACCCAGAAUAUUACAGAUUAUCUUUGGCUUCAAAUAAAAAUUUAUAAAAUAGUAAAACAAUUGCAUAAAUUCUGAUUUAUGAAAGUGUGAAAUAACUGUUUGACUGCACUGCUUCUCUGUUGUUAGGGAAAAUUUGGCCCAUCCAUUUUUAUUGAGGUCCACCCAAAAGUAAUUUCCUGGCUAUACCCUUGGUUUUGUCCCCCUUUUGAGUUAAUGACAGUAUGCUCUAAAGCUAGCAUGGACUAGCAAAACUUGAUUGAUCAUCUCAACAUGAUUUGUGAAUGUUCCAAAAAAAAUAAAAAAUUAAUAAUAUGAUUAAUAUAAUAUAAUAAUAUGAAUAAUAUAAUAAUUAAUAAAAUGGUGUGCUUCAAUGGAAGCAAGGAAAUCUAACUUUUGUACAAAUGCCAGAAAUGUACUUAUUUCUUAGUAACGCAGAAAAGGUGCAGAAAUGUAAACAUUUCUUUUUACAUUUUCUUGGUUUAAAAUGUUAAAACACUACACAUCCUAAAGCUUUUAUUUCCAGAUUAAAAAAAACAAAAAAAAAACAAUAUUGGACACCACAGCAUUUCUGAUGUACAACCAUUUUCAAGAUGAGCAAAUAAUUGCUUAAAAACCUUGUGUGAGCAUAUUUUCAUAAAUACCUAGUUGGUUUUUACGGUGUAUAAAUGGACUUGCAGGUGUGGUAAAAAUCUAGCGUGAUUACAAAAUUAGUGUAAUACAAAUUGAACACCCAGGGGGAUGUUUAAAAUUUCUAGUCCCAUUUGCUAAAGGCAGGUUGACAUUACCUAAACUUCAAUGUGACACAGUGGCAAAUCCAGCAGAAUUACCUCUGAGAUAAAACAGACCUGACCAGUAACCCCAGGGGGCUCGACAAUCACUACAGUCGCCGAACGCAGCUAAACAGUUGCUAGGCUCUGUCUUCUACCGUUUUGGUCUCCUCUCACCCCAUCUGUCACUACCUUUAUUCGUCUGUUUAGGAGCCUACAUCUCCAUACCUGCCCCCCUGCCAGCUCUCACUCACACACAAACACACAUACCCAUCCCUGAGUGUCAAUUCCCCGCUCCCCCUCUCCAUGACCCCUCUCCCUCCCUUCAUCUCUCUGACACUCAGCAGGGCUGCUCUGCAUUUCUCUCUGCCUGCAGGCGAACAUAUGCCGCUCGUCCCUUUAGAUUCCGGUGUGUUCAGGAUAGAGGGAUUGUUUAAUGUUUAUUAAUCACCUGUCUGUGGUGGGGAGCGAGAGGUAAAGGAGGCACGCUCGUGCACACAACACACACGAGUCGAGUGUAAAAACACUUGUGUACAAAGGAGUGUGGAAACAAGUACACAGCCAAAAAUAGAAUAAGAGCACAUCUCUCGUUCCCCCACCCUUUGCCAACUUCUGUACUCCUCAAACAGAUCCAACUUCGGAGUUUGUUUUUGUGUGGCAAAGUGGUUAAAUCUACAAAAUACUUUUUAUUUUAAUCUAAAGAAAAAACUUGGAAUUAAUGUUUCUCACUCAUUAAAGGGAUACUCAGCCCCCCCCCAAAAAAAAUCAGGAUUAAAUUCUUCUGUGGAACACAAAUGGAGAUGUUAGGCAGAAUGUUAGCCUCAGUCACCAUUUGCUUUCACUGCAUCUUUUUUUCCAUACAAUGAA